GCGCGGGUUGGUCGCAAGGGCGGGAAGGAGCCAGGGGCGUGGCCGGGCGGAUGACUAUGGAAAGGGAGGACCCCCCCUACUGAAUAUUGAUGAGUAGAUGCAUAUUAAUGAGGCGUCCCGCUGAAUAUUAAUGAGGGGGUUGGAGGCGGUUGCAGGAGGCGGCGGCGGUUCACUCGCUCGCUUGCGGGGCUAACGGCCGGUCGGGUUCCCGCUGUCUCUCCGUGUCCCGGGGCUCCCCGUCCAGCUGGCAGACAUGUCGCGGCCGCUGACCGACAUGGAGCGGAGGAAGCAGAUCAGCGUGCGGGGGCUGGCGGGCGUCGAGAGCGUGGCCGACCUGAAGAAGAACUUCAACCGGCACCUGCACUUCACGCUGGUGAAGGACCGCAAUGUGGCGACGCCCCGCGACUACUACCAGGCGCUGGCCCACACCGUGCGGGACCACCUGGUCGGCAGGUGGAUCCGCACCCAGCAGUACUACUAUGAGAAGGACCCGAAGCGUAUCUACUACCUGUCGCUGGAGUUCUACAUGGGCCGCACACUGCAGAACACCAUGGUGAACCUGGGUCUACAGAGCAGCUGCGAUGAAGCCAUCUAUCAGCUUGGGCUGGACAUGGAAGAACUGGAAGAUAUCGAGGAAGAUGCGGGACUUGGGAAUGGAGGUCUGGGCAGGUUGGCAGCCUGCUUCCUGGACUCCAUGGCAACGCUGGGACUGGCCGCCUAUGGCUACGGAAUCCGGUACGAGUUUGGGAUCUUCAACCAGAAGAUCUCCAAUGGCUGGCAGGUGGAGGAAGCCGACGAUUGGCUGAGGUUCGGAAACCCCUGGGAGAAGUCACGCCCAGAGUACACCAUCCCCGUCAACUUCUACGGCCGGGUCGAGUAUACCCCCGAAGGGGUCAAGUGGGCGGACACACAGGUUGUUCUGGCUCUGCCGUACGAUACUCCGGUGCCGGGAUACAGGAACAACACCGUCAACACCAUGCGACUGUGGUCUGCCAAAGCUCCCAAUGAGUUUAAGCUGGAAGACUUCAAUGUCGGUGGCUACAUCCAGGCUGUGCUCGACAGGAACCUGGCUGAGAACAUCUCCCGAGUCCUCUACCCCAAUGACAACUUCUUCGAAGGGAAAGAGCUGCGGUUGAAGCAGGAGUACUUUGUGGUCGCCGCCACCCUGCAAGACAUCAUUCGCCGCUUCAAGUCCUCCAAGUUCGGCACCCGCGCUGCCGUCCGAACUACAUUCGAGGCUUUCCCUGAUAAGGUUGCCAUCCAGCUGAACGACACCCAUCCAGCACUGGCCAUCCCAGAGCUCAUGAGGAUCCUCGUUGACAUCGAACAUCUGAGUUGGGAGAAGGCUUGGGAAAUCACGAAACGCACCUGCGCCUACACCAACCACACAGUGCUGCCGGAAGCCCUGGAGCGCUGGCCCGUGCACCUCUUCGAGUCCCUGCUGCCGCGUCACCUGUCCAUCAUCUAUGAGAUCAACCGGAGGCACCUGGAGAACGUCUCCAAACUGUACCCGGGAGACCACGACCGCUUGCGUCGCAUGUCCCUGAUUGAAGAGGGAUCCAUAAAGAGGAUUAACAUGGCUCACCUGUGCAUUGUUGGUUCGCACGCUGUCAAUGGAGUUGCCCGCAUCCACUCCGAUAUCCUGAAAAAAACAAUCUUCAAGGAUUUCUACGAGCUUGAGCCCAACAAAUUCCAGAACAAGACCAACGGGAUCACUCCACGCCGCUGGCUGGUGCUCUGUAACUCAGGCCUUGCAGACGUCAUCGCUGAGAAAAUCGGUGAAGACUACAUCUGCGAUCUGGACCAGCUGAAGAAGCUGCUGGGGUUCGUUAAUGAUGAAGGAUUCAUCCGGGCUGUGGCUAAAGUCAAACAGGAGAAUAAGCUGAAGUUCUCGGCCUACCUGGAGAAGACGUACAAGGUGAAGAUCAACCCCAACUCCAUGUUCGACGUGCAGGUCAAGCGGAUCCACGAAUAUAAACGGCAGCUGCUCAACUGCCUGCACGUCAUCACCUUCUACAACCGGAUAAAGAGGGAGCCCAACAAGCAGUACACACCUCGCACAAUCAUGAUUGGAGGCAAGGCUGCGCCUGGAUAUCACAUGGCCAAACUCAUCAUCAGGCUCAUCACUGGCAUCGGAGACGUGGUGAACAAUGACCCCAUGGUGGGAGAUCGGCUGAAGGUUAUCUACCUGGAGAACUAUCGGGUGUCCCUGGCUGAGAAAGUGAUCCCAGCCUCUGACCUGUCCGAGCAGAUCUCCACAGCUGGCACCGAGGCGUCAGGCACGGGCAACAUGAAGUUCAUGCUGAACGGAGCACUGACCAUUGGAACCAUGGACGGAGCCAAUGUGGAGAUGGCCGAGGAGGCGGGCAUGGACAACUUCUUCAUCUUCGGCAUGCGGGUGGAUGAAGUGGAAGCCAUGGACAAGCAGGGAUACAACGCCUGGUCCUACUACGAGCGCAUCCCCGAGCUGAAACAAGCCAUCGACCAGAUCAAGAACGGGUUCUUCUCUCCCAAGGAGCCCCAUCUCUUCAAAGAAAUCGUCAACAUGCUGAUGCACCACGACAGGUUCAAGGUGUUUGCCGAUUAUGAGGAUUACAUCAAAUGCCAGGACCGUGUUAGCGCCCUAUACAUGAAUUCCAAGGAGUGGACCAAGAUGGUCAUCAAAAACAUCGCCGCCUCCGGGAAGUUCUCCAGCGAUAGGACCAUCGCCGAGUACGCCCAGCAGAUCUGGGGGGUGGAGCCGAGCAAACACAAGAUCCCGCCGCCCAGCGAGCCCCGGGAGUGAGGCUCCCUCCGCACGUCCCUCCUCUCCCGCCCCUGCCUCUCUCCCUCCUUCCCGACCCCCAGUCCCCGGAGCCACGGCGCCGGCUGGGGCGGUGCGAGUCGGAGGGUGGGGCUACCUCUCAGCCGUCUGUCUGACGUGACCCAGGCUUCGUUUCUUUUGGCUGUUGCAUGCUUUGAUGAUGUGAUCCCUGAAAUCCUUCAACCUGGCAGCCAGCCCACUGACCCAGGGAGGGAGCCCACAGAGAGGGCUCCCACCUCGUACUAGGGUGAACAGUUUCCUUCAGUCUCUCCCUCUCCCGCCCUCCCCCUUUUCUCUCCCCAUCUCCUUUGCUCUCUCCCUCAGCCCUCCUUCACCUCUUCUCCCCCUCCCUCUCCCUCCCUCCACUCCCCACCCCCAGACCAAAGAACGGUGCAGUAAGUGGUCGGCGGACUGAGUGAGUUUCCCCAGCCACUGGCCGUCCCUGUCCAUGGACGAAGCCAGCUUCCCCUGGGCUCCGGGUGUGGGCCAGCGGGCAGAAGCCGAGUCCGCUCUGCCCGGUGCUCCACACCCCCGCUUCCCUGCAGUUUCCAGCGGACUGCAGGCAAAGCCUGGUGGUUUGUAAGUGCCAGGUGGUUUCUUUUAAAGACGCGGGUCACUAGGGGAUGGGGAACAUUUGCCUCCGCAAUGCUUGCAGCUGCCGCCUCCCACUGCCCCCUUUCCACAACCCCAACUUAACCUAUUGAACUUGCUCCAGUCAGUUAAAUCUUCCCCCGUGUGCAGCUAAUGUGUGAGUAACUUAUUUUAAGUGUAAAUAUUGACAUUAAACGGGUAUUAAAUUUAA
This is a messenger RNA of Pristis pectinata (smalltooth sawfish), 3605 nucleotides long. RefSeq names its product glycogen phosphorylase, muscle form. Gene Ontology annotation, biological process: glycogen catabolic process. Gene Ontology annotation, molecular function: glycogen phosphorylase activity; pyridoxal phosphate binding. Gene Ontology annotation, cellular component: cytoplasm. Bases 254 to 2785 code for a protein of 843 amino acids. Lineage: Eukaryota; Metazoa; Chordata; Chondrichthyes; Rhinopristiformes; Pristidae. The record is from RefSeq and is a predicted model, not a curated record. The transcript has 20 exons.